Molecule: messenger RNA, 2157 nt
Organism: Cheilinus undulatus (humphead wrasse)
Lineage: Eukaryota; Metazoa; Chordata; Actinopteri; Labriformes; Labridae
Product: ETS domain-containing protein Elk-3-like
Exons: 5
Coding region: 282-1499 (405 amino acids)
Biological process (GO): regulation of transcription by RNA polymerase II; cell differentiation
Cellular component (GO): nucleus
Molecular function (GO): sequence-specific DNA binding; DNA-binding transcription factor activity, RNA polymerase II-specific
Source: RefSeq, a predicted model, not a curated record
GCCUACUGCUGGCCGUCCGCGGGCAGGCAGAGGAGAAGAGGAGGGGAGGAAAGUGUGUUUACACAGACGGCAAACUGCCUGGGGAAUCGUAGGGGAGAGGAAGUCAGCCGGCUCUGUGUCUGCCUGCUCCAACUUCCUGCUCAGAAAAAGAAAAAGCCCAGGAUCCUAUUUCAGACCAGCACAACUGUGUGGAGCAGAAGUAAGCAUGGAAAAACAAGGAAUCACACAAGCUUCACCGUAAAGUUUCGAGGAGGGAAAACACGGAGGCAGACAUCGCAGCUAUGGACAGUGCCAUCACUCUGUGGCAGUUCCUGCUGCAGCUGCUGCUUGACCAGAGCCACAAACACCUGAUCUGCUGGACGUCCACGGACGGUGAAUUCAAGCUGCUGAAGUCAGAGGAAGUGGCGAAGCUUUGGGGCCUUCGCAAGAAUAAGACCAAUAUGAACUAUGACAAGCUGAGUAGAGCGCUGCGAUACUACUACGACAAGAACAUCAUCAAGAAGGUGAUUGGCCAGAAGUUUGUCUACAAGUUUGUGUCCUUCCCUGAGAUCCUGAAGAUGGACCCACAGGCAGUGGAGAUGGGCUUGGCUUCUGGAAGGUUUCCCCUGCAGGAAGGAGAGGCCUCAGAGCUGGAAGUGGAGGAGGAGGAGGAAGAGGAAGGGGAGGAGGAGGCCCAGAGGAGGGCCCUGGCAGCACUUGGGGCGCAGCAGUGUCGGAACGACUACCUCCGCUCUGGUCUCUACUCCUCUUUCAGCAUCAGCUCCCUGCAGAACCAGCCCGAGCUGCUCCGAGCUCUGCGGGAGCGCCAGGAGGAGCCGCGCUCUGUCAUUCGCUUUGGCACCAACGCCAAUGACAGAAGCCCCCCACCGUCUACCAAACCAGAGUCCUACGUCUCCCCUCGCAUGUCCAAACACCAAUCCCCAUCCUCUCCCCUCGCCAAACCCUCCCAGACCAGAGGAAGCUGGAGCACGGCUGCCGAUGAUGAUGAGCAGGAGGACUCUGAUCAGAGUGCUCAGCCACUCAACCUCUCCUCGGGGCACAGGGAGCGAGCCCUGCAGCUUCCUGAGAAGAGGAGCAGCAGCAGCAGUGUCAGGAGUAGCUCUACUAGUAGUAGUAGUAACCAAGGAGAUGGACUCCCACCAAAAAGCAAAAAGCCCAAAGCUCUGGAGAUCCCUGCUCCAUCCCUGCUGCUGUCAGGGAGCGACAUCGGCUCCAUUGCCCUGAACAGCCCAGCACUGCCGUCUGGGUCCCUUACGCCUGCCUUUUUCACUGCACAGACUCCCUCCGGUCUGCUGCUGGCUCACAGUCCGCUGUUGUCAGGCAUCCACUUCUGGAGCAGCCUGAGUCCUGUCGCUCCGCUCAGCCCCGCCCGGCUGCAGGGCCACAGCUCCCUCUUCCAGUUCCCCAACCUAAUCAACGGACACAUGCCCGUCCCCCUGCCAAACCUGGAAGGAACACCCUCCUCUCUGCUCCUGUCCCCCACCACCCACAAAUCCUGAUCCAGGAUCUGAGAAAAAAAAAAUCAAACAUCUUCAUCCAUCUCACGUGAAACUUUCUCUCAUUAUCAUCGUCUGCAGCAGCGAUCUUUUGUCUGUCUAUGCUUCAGAAAAGUCCUACGAGACAGUAUGUGACCUCACUUUUUUGCACUUGAGUUGCUUCAGAUUCCAGUGGUUGAAAGCACUUGGUUAAAGCCAUACGAUGAUCCGCGGCGUCUCUGAGACGCCUGUGGCUCUUUGUGAUAAAGUACAGCACAUUUCCACAUGACCCUGUCCACCAUGGACAGUAGUGACGUGUAGCUAGCCGCUAAAGACUAGCCAGAAGCUAACUCUGCAUAGAGAGCUUGUUGAAUCCUUGUAAAAAUCUUUUCUUAAAUGUUCCUCACAAUGUGAAACUUGUUGUUUCGCUUGUGUUGUGUUGUUUGUAUUGUAUGCACUAUGCUUCUCAGAUAGGACCGGCUGUGCCUUGUUUUCUUUUUUUUUUUGUCUUUUCUUUUAAAAUCUUUGAAUGAAGACGAGAUUGCAAAUCAAUGAAAACCUUUGUAACACUUGUAUUGUUCUCUUUUUUAUACUGGACUUGGUAUACAGUUUGUAUUCUGUAUAAUUUUGUAUUGUGAAGAAUGUCUGUCAUUUUCAAUAAACAAAGCAUUGAAUGCUUGAA